This is a messenger RNA of Adelges cooleyi (spruce gall adelgid), 1643 nucleotides long. RefSeq lists its product as uncharacterized. The coding region runs from base 195 to 1577 and encodes 460 amino acids. The record is from RefSeq and is a predicted model, not a curated record. The transcript is spliced from 3 exons. NCBI's taxonomy places the organism in Eukaryota, Metazoa, Arthropoda, Insecta, Hemiptera, Adelgidae.
CCGAAGAUAUGAUUUAUAUGAACUAGUGUUGUUCAACAAUUGUUGAGUAAAUUUGAAAAAUACAAUUGCUUACCUAGUAUCCUUUUUCGCUAUACUUUGGCUAUCGUAUAAAGUCUUGCGAUUCUAGUAGGUUGGUCAUAGUUACACCAUACCAUACUAGAGACUUGUAGUGCAAUUAAAAAUAAAAAGUAACAAUGAUCGCCAAACUUUGUGCAAUUUUGCUGUGUUGUUUUGCUUUAAUUUUAAAUACUAAAACAAUGGAAACAACAAGUAACAGCCAGAUAACCCAGGCACGGUUUUUCAUUCCCACAUCUGACAAAAGCUAUUUGAACGCCGUGGACAAUGUGAAGACGUUCAACAAACAAUCGACUGCUAUCAACAGCUCUCUGUCCAUGCCCGGUUAUGAUAAAUACCAAAAACAAGUAAGAAUCCGCUAUGGACUGGAAAAAAAAGCCCGGGACAUCAAAUGUAGUUUUUGCGUGAUAGCCAAAUCGAACGUGGGGUACAUGAGUUCCUUAUUGGAAAAUAUCAUAUCUGAAAAUCGUUUUGCUUAUGACGCGGACAGUUUACACAAAUUAAAAAAAAUCACACAGGAUACCACGAUGAUAGUUGAACUGUUGCUGGCCGAAAAUUUGGAAACGGGCAAGUGGCUUUGGAGUCAUUUUUUGAAAACGAUCGCCAUUGACAACUACGGCGGCUGUAAAAACGGUUUCAAAAGCGGCGAAGACCCAUUCGAAGGUGACCGUCUUCUGCAAACCGGCGUUUCGGACUUCAUCGACACUUGUAAACGCGAAAAAAACCUUCCGGAAACUGCUAUGGCACCGGAUUUCGUUUCGAACAACCCUAAGGGGCACGACCGUUUUUUAAAUGGUCUACGCGCUAUACCGCUUACAACCAAUCGCAAUCACAACCAGAUGUUAGCACUUUUGUAUUUGACACCGUUCUGGAACGAUCAGAGUGAAUUGUUGUCCCGGCAAAUAGCCCAUACCAAUGUGGAUUGGAACGUGGCUAAACAAAAACACCUGACCGAGGUGCCGGCGACCAGAACAUUUUUCGAAAACAACCGUUGGAUUUACACACCGUACGAACGGAUGGACCACCAGCUCUUGUUGGUCAGGAUUAUCGACGCCAGAUUGUAUUGUCACCUUGCGGUGGUGCUGCGCGUUUACGAGAAACAGCUAACAGCCGGACGCUUCGAACCGAGGACGCUGAGACAGACCAAAGACGCUAUCGCAGACGUGGUCCAAGACGUGUUACAGUUGACGGCGUUCAAAGACCAUUUCCUCGUGUCCGUCAUAUCGGAUCUCAAGACGAAAAGCGAUGCAAACAUUGAAGAAAUAAAAAAAAUGUCAACCGAAGUUAAGGCAAAAGCCAAUGAGGUGCUAAACAAACUGCACGGUUCCAGUGGAGUCGAUCGGCUCGGUUUAAACGUCAACCAAUUGCAGUCCAGCAACGAGUUGACCGCAUUAGUCAUUAAGAAUUUCAAAGACUAUAUGAACGAGUUGAAACGCAUCUGCUUGCCGUUCGAGUAUAGAUGGCUUUUGCAUUUCUUGGAUUUAGUUAAAUGGUCGUCGUGAAUGCAUAACGCAACGUUUGUGAAUCUAGUUUUAUCGAAAUAAAUAAAAUAUAUAAAAAAUAAUUGA